Clarias gariepinus (North African catfish) is the source of this 1301-nucleotide messenger RNA. It is a transcript of the gene tmem17, whose product is annotated as transmembrane protein 17. Gene Ontology annotation, biological process: non-motile cilium assembly. The transcript has 5 exons. The record is from RefSeq and is a predicted model, not a curated record. Lineage: Eukaryota; Metazoa; Chordata; Actinopteri; Siluriformes; Clariidae. Gene Ontology annotation, cellular component: ciliary transition zone. Bases 41 to 616 code for a protein of 191 amino acids.
UUAGCAGCAGUGUUUGUGGUUACGCGUUUAGCUUUGCUCUAUGGAUCUCCCUGAACCUAUAAGAAGGCGUUUGGGAGAUUUUUCACGGACUGUUUUCGUACAUCAGGGUCAUACACAGCUCUUACCCGAGGAUCAUAUCACAUUUCUGAAUCACAGUACAGAUGUUGUCUCCAGCCUGCCUCUUCAGAUGGCUCUCUUCUUCAACAUGUGUUUCUUUCCUCUCUGGUGGAUUAGUGAAGUCGUAAUGCUGCAGCUCAAAUAUCCUGUACUUCCUGAUUACUACAAAUUCAUCCUAAUUACUGUUCUAAUUUUAAUGACACUCAUCGAGGCUAUCAGGCUCUACCUGGGCUAUGCAGGUAAUCUGCAAGAAAAGGUCCCUGAACUGGCUGGCUUCUGGCUCCUCAGCCUACUUCUGCAGUUCCCUUUGAUUCUGUUCCAGCUCUUCAACGAAGCUAUACUCAUUCAACCUUUGGAAAGAGGAGUUCAUAUAGUUCUGGCCUUAUUCAUUUUAACAGAGGCUCUAUCUGGUUUUGUUGCACUGCGUGCAAUGGUCAGACACACAGAAAGCCGCUUUCACCUCAGCCAGUUUAAUGGUGUUCAAGAACUCAGAUCAUGACAGCUGUUCUACUGAUGGAUGGUGUAUCUUUGCAAAUAAUAUAAAUAUAUACAUAAAAAGACUGAAGUGAAUUUCAGUAGCAUAUACUCAUUUACAAAGCACAAACAGACUGUAAACAUUUGUUUGAACUACCUUUGUAGAUUCUGUUUUUUCUAUGUUCAAUUUAUGUCAUCAGCAUAUCACAACUGUCAAGUAUUGUACUAUAUGUUUUUUUUUGUCUGUUUUUUAAAAAAAGGAGCAAUGCCUAUGUGUUAACUCAAUAACCAAAGAAAAGGUAAAUUGCAGGUGGUUAAAAUUAAAAUACAUAUAAACUGUAAUGUUUUUUUAAAUGGCAAUAAUUGUGUAAAAAGAUCUAGCACCCAUGCACAAGUAGCACAAUAAUGUUAGGGAAAUGUUCUGUCCCUGACAGUAGCAUCUAUUUAUAUACAAUUCAUAUGUGAAUAUUUGCCCAGAUUGUAUAAAUAAAUGCCUUAAUAAAAAGCAUAUUACCAAGGCUGAUUAAUAAUAAACACACAGGUUUUGUGCGUAAGGAACAUGCUCCUAUCCAUCAUGUUUCUAAGCCUAAGUAACACAAAUAUUGCUAAUGUAUUUUUUUUUGUGCUAAGCAUUUUUGUAUAAAUGAAGUAAUUUAAGAAACUAUUCCCCAGCGUCUCCACCGUCUUCCUCUGGGUAAUUCCUGUUUCCA